Messenger RNA from Ictalurus punctatus (channel catfish), 5029 nucleotides. It is a transcript of the gene ch25hl2, whose product is annotated as cholesterol 25-hydroxylase like 2. Gene Ontology annotation, molecular function: steroid hydroxylase activity; iron ion binding; C-4 methylsterol oxidase activity. Gene Ontology annotation, biological process: cholesterol metabolic process; sterol biosynthetic process. Bases 201 to 1106 code for a protein of 301 amino acids. The transcript has a single exon. Lineage: Eukaryota; Metazoa; Chordata; Actinopteri; Siluriformes; Ictaluridae. The record is from RefSeq and is a predicted model, not a curated record.
UUUCAGUCCUGCCUUUUUGGCUCCUCCGACUGCAGACUAUCUGCCAUUCCAAAAUUCUAUAAACCAUCAGAACCCUUAAAGCCUGAACUGAGAUUCUAAUUCCUUCUAUCUUCUGCAAAGAGCAGCAUCACCUUGACUGGAGCUGGCACGGACACAAUCCAAGCUGUGAGUUUGUCUCCAAUUCUCUCGAAGAGCACAGAAUGAGUGUGGACAGGCUCAGCAGGUCUCUUUGGGGUGCGUGGGAUGGCGCAAACGCAACAUGGCCGCUUCCUGAACAAGCUCUACUCCAGCCUUUCUGGGACUACCUGCGUCAGAGCCAUGCCAGCACUCUCCGCUCUCCACUUUUCCCUGUGCUUCUCUCUGUCUCCACCUACCUGGUCCUUGUCCUUCUCUACACCACUCUGGACCUUCUGGCACCAACGUGGCCAAGUAUUCGCCGCUACCAGCUGCACCCGGAACGCACAGUCACAUGGUCCAACGUGGGCACCACACUAGCACUCACCGCCUACAACCACCUGCUUUACAUCUUCCCGGCAGCCGUGGCACAAUGGCUGUGGCGUCCACCGGUGCCACUUCCACGCCAUGCACCCUCGCUCACUUCCUUCUUGCUUGGUAUUGCAGGUUGCACAGUGCUUUUUGAUUUCCAGUACUUUGUUUGGCAUCUCCUGCACCACCGCAUUGCUUGGUUGUAUGCCACCUUCCAUGCUGUGCAUCAUCAAUACCGGCAGACAUUCAGCCUGGUCACACAGUACCUGUCAGCGUGGGAGCUUAUCUGUGUGGGCCUGUGGACUACUGUAGACCCACUACUUCUGCAUUGCCACUGUCUUACUGCCUGGGCAUUUAUGGUCUUCAACGUGUGGGUGUCAGCUGAGGAUCACUGUGGUUACGACUUUCCCUGGGCCAUGCAUCGCCUUGUGCCAUUCGGUCUGUGGGGUGGUGCACCACGCCACGAUGUGCAUCACCUGCAGCCUGGCACCAAUUUUGCUCCCUUCUUCACACACUGGGAUUGGUUGGCAGGCACUGCCAGCACACCUGUCAAAUUUUGUAACAACAAUGAUCACAGCAGCCUGAAAGAGAACGGACUGAGAUCAGACAAAGGGGUCUGAAAGACUUAAUCAGCGGAUAUUCCCUCUUUUUCAAACCCUUCCUCCUUCCAUAUUUUUUCCUAGAAACAUAUUUUGCUCUUUGAUUGUCCUCCUCAUCAUCGAUCAUUUACUUCAUUUUGAAUAUCUGUUAGUCGUAAGUAAAAGAGGCUAGAUGUAAUAUAAUUUAAACAAUGAACGAUCGAAGAAAACAGAGCGAGAGAGAGAGAGCCUCCUCUCUCUUUUACCAGCUUUCUCCUGCUCCAUCUCUCUGGCAUCUGUUUACUGCAGCUCCCUCUAUGUCCUUCACAUCCUUACCCAUAUAGGGUAUUUUUAAUGUUCAAUAAGUUAAGGUUACUGGACUUGUGUGUUAAUCUUGAAGCAAUACAAUUUCAACAAUCCAUUCAUGCUAUCUCAUAAACUUACGAAACGUUAAUGUCUGGGUGAUGGAUUUCUUGUAUAAUUUAAUUUGUAUGUAAAUCCAAUGAAAUCAAUGAUCAGAAUCCGUGGAAAUUUUGCAUAGUAUAUGGCGGUGUUGAAUAUAGUGCACUAUAUCUGAUAAAUGCCACUAACUUUCUACUAUUAGACACUUAAUGACCUAAACUAAAGACUUUCGAAAGCAUCCUCUUGUCUAUUUAUCUCUUUUACUCAGUUACCAUGAAUUUGAAUUAGGCUUCCUAAUUUUUUUCCCCCCACUUGUUUAUGUAGUGUUUAUUUUCUUUUAUACCACAGUACCAGGGGUGUAACGAUACACGAUUCGAAACGUAUCACGAUACUGGGUCCACGAUUCGAUAUGUAUCACGAUAUUUUGAACAAAAUUAAAACGUGAAACUGAAAUUCAAAUAACAGAUUUAUUUCCAAAACAUUGACAAUUUUCAAUAACUUUCUUUGUUGAACAUACAACUUAAAGAACUUACAAUAUUUCAAGAUUUAAUUGAACCUUCUGUAUGUAAAUUAGCAGUUGACCAGGUGUGUCACUGAGCAAUAAAAUUUUAACAUGAAAUUAGAAUUAAGAUAGAUGAAACCUAAGAGAGAACCUCUUAAAGCGGUAAAAGCGCAAAAAAAACAAAAACUAAACAUUAAAAUAAAUAGUGUUCUGUUGAAGUAAGUUCGACUCGGUACAAACGGCUUUUGGGUUCGUUUAGGUUUUGCAAGAUGCAGACGGAAGGCGGGAAGUGAUUUUCUACAUAGGAAGCACUAUCACAAACUCAAAAUGCCUAUGUUUUGCUCAAAUCGAUCAAACAGAGAAAACACAAGGAGCUUUUAUCAGGUACCAAAUGUGGUUGUUCAUAAGGGGAGAAAAAUGCAAGAAAUUGACUGAAAAACGCAGGAAAAAGUGGCUUGUAAAACCUGCGUCUGCGGUCGGGAGGAGCCGAGUCGGAUAAUGCUCGUGUGCAGUGACCGCUGUGUCAAAGGUAAGUUAAUACAAAAGAUCUUACGUAUGCUAUGUUUAUGUAAUGUUAGCUAUUUCCGUACUUUGUAAAGUUAAAGUAACUUUAACCUUUACUGGCAUUUCGUGGAAUUCAGUGGUAUUUCGGCAGACCUUUGAGAGUGUUAACGUAAAGUAAACAACCGUAACGUUGACACGGAGAGACGCGCAGCAGUGCUGAUUGUUUGUUGCUAGGUUAAUCCACAGCACAACAAAAAAAAUUCCACUCACCCAGGUGAAAACCAAACGAUGGUCAUUGUGGCCCAACCACUAACAAAAAGUUGCAUGCCUCCAUAGUUUUGUAUGCGUUCAUUUGUUUCCUGGAGUAGAAGGAUGUCUGAAGGACAAGGUAGCUGCUUAUAUCUACCGCAAGUAGAUGACAGGCAAGUAUUUCAAUUCGGUAGAAAAUUUGCUCCUUUUCAUAACAUAAAAGGAUCACGUCCAACGUAUGUUGUGAUUUUCUGUGCAUACCUUUCUCUCGUGAUAGUGUCUACGGACUUUCCUCCGUCUCUUCCGUUCUGCUUUUCACCUCCUGCCCUCCAGCUGAAUUUCGCACGUCAUCAGAAUCUACAAACAAUCUCUAGGAUAAAACGGACGUCAUAGCGAUAACGCCAUGACGUCAUCGCCAUAACUCUACGGUACACAUCGUAACAUUUUUGCACCGCGAUACUUUGUACAACGACAUAUCGUUACACCCUUUACACUGUACUAUCGAAUUCUGAAAUCUGAUUGGUCAGAAGGUGUUGAUUAAUUCUCUACAACAGCACAACUAAGAAAAAUUAAUAAAUAAAUAAAACAGCUGCAGGGACAAUCACAGGUUUCUAUUAAUGUGCUCAUUCUAAUAUGCUAUCGUUUCUACACUAACAAAUAAAUUACAGGGUCUUUUGUUAGGCGCAUUAAUAAAACCUUUUGUUCUGUAACAAAAAAAGUACAGUCAUCGAUAUAGUGACGUUUACUGUAAGGAGGCGUUUAUGGAAGAGUCUGCUGUCAGCCCUUUGUAAACAAACAAACAAACAAACAAAUAGAUAAAAACCCAGAGAUAAAGCUUUUGUGCAACAUGAAGGUCUUUGAGACAGACAGGUUUCUCGGUAACACACCUUUUUUUUUUUUAUCUCAUAAACUUCAAAAGAAAGAAGAAAACAUACACGCAGAUAGCAUCGGAUGGUGUCUCAUCAAAUGUAUAGCGGUUAUAGCAUGUGUAUCUGUGAAAUAAGUGUACCAAAACUUGUUUCACUUAUGUUCCACAACAUAAAAAUGUCACUACAAGCUGAUAAGAAGUGCAACAAAUCAUUCUUUAAUAAUAAUAAUAAUAAAAUGUAAUCGUUGGGAAACUGCUGUGAUAGAAGAGGGAUGAAAACACUUUGGGAUGUGCUUUUUUUUAUACACCAAACUUUUACUAUAACAGCACAUCCCAUUUGUUUUAUUCUGUACUAAUUUAACCUUAAAAUUGUCUGCUUGCUGUUCUGUUGAUCGAUCGUAUGAGGUGUUUCAUGCUUGUGAAGCAUAUAUAUUUUUCUAUAAGCUUUUUACUGUUAGUGAGUGGGCAGUCACGCUGGAUGCUGUCUCCGGUCAGCUCUGGCCUUCUGUGCAUUUUCAGAGUGCUACUGAAUCUCGCUGAAUGGUACAGAAGUUACAAACGUGUUCGAUAUUCCUGCUUGAGGUGGUAUUCGAGUUUAUGUAUAUAGGUGUAUUUUUCACUAAACACUGUCCAAUAAAACACUCACCCUCAUUUCCGUCUAGCGGUAGCUUUGACGAAGUUUGUUUAUGUUUACUUAUCAUCAUAGCUACCAUUUUAGCUGGAAAUUAAACCCUACUAAAUCAGCUGGAGAGGAUAUAGUAUAGAAUAUACUAGAGUAUGUAGAAUAUAGUAGAGAAUAUAGUGCAGGGAAGCUGGCAAAGAAAGUGUGUAAAGGAAAAUGCAUUAAAUACAGCACAUUCUUGACACAUUAUACUGUACUUUACACACGUAAAACUGUACAGUGAGAGCUACAUACUAGAAGAUGGUGUGUGUGUGUGUGUAGACAUGUUUCUGUAUUUUGGUGAGGGCCACCUGUCCUCACAAGCAUAGGAAUAUUUGAUAAUUUUGACCUUGUGGGGACAUUUGGUUGUUUCCCACAAGGAAAACCUUUUUUUAACUGAAGCUAACUGAAGAAAAAAAAACAAUAAAACUAAACUAAAAGAGCCAAAAGGUUUCAGUUUAUUUACUGAGAUUAAGGAUAAAGUUAGGUUAAGGUGUAGCAUAGCAUUAAUUAUCUGCAUUAAUAUUAUAUUGUGUGUGUGUGUGUGUGUGUGUGUGUGUGUGUGUGUGUUUCAGUUUAAUGUAGCCAGCGUAUUGUAGCUAUGUACUGGCUCUUUGCAGUUUGCAUGAAAAAGCUAAAUAAUGAUAAGUCGAUGUUAGUGCACAGAAACAGAAAGUCGAAUGUACGAUGUACCGAUCAUUUCACACUGCCUCUCUGUAGCAGUUUCACUCUAAGUUGCCAGUUUCAAUUAAUCAUCUCUUUCAGCCUCCUACAAGCUC